Messenger RNA from Hyaloscypha bicolor E, 1982 nucleotides. Its product is annotated as succinate-semialdehyde dehydrogenase, variant. Gene Ontology annotation, molecular function: aldehyde dehydrogenase (NAD+) activity. The transcript has 3 exons. The coding region runs from base 90 to 1922 and encodes 610 amino acids. The record is from RefSeq and is a predicted model, not a curated record. Lineage: Eukaryota; Fungi; Ascomycota; Leotiomycetes; Helotiales; Hyaloscyphaceae.
UCUCUUCGACCUCGGGUCUUGCUCACAGCAGCUCGCCAUUCCUUCAAUUGAAACAGAUUGAGGCAGAUCUGGGUGUCAAUCCCAGCAGAAUGGCCUUGCAGCUCUUGGAGGACUGGCUUAACCAAGCCGAACUGGCCCUCCAACAAUGGCUGCCAAUUGAAGUCGCCCACUACGUAUGGGCGGCCCUCUGGACUGCCCUCGGGGCUGCUGCACUGUAUCGAACCUACCGUCCCCUCGACAAGCCACGACUGUAUUCUGUUUCUGGUCCCAAGCUGCCCGAAAGGGAAGAAAUAUUAGAGCAGCCGAGUGUGAGGACGUCCGGGACCUCGGCCAUCCAGUGCUACAACCCAACAACAGGAGAAUUCCUCGGUCUUAUCAACCCCUCGACCCCCGCCGCCGUUGACCGGGCUAUCGAGCAGGCCGCCACGGCACAGAAGAAAUGGGCUGCUACGAGCUUCCGCGAGAGACGGGCUGUCCUUCGGAGCAUGCUGCAGCACGUGCUAGAUAACCAGGAGAUGACCUGCAAGGUGGCAUGUCUGAACUCGGGCAAGAACAUGGUGGACGCUCAGAUGGGCGAGAUCCUAGUCACGGCUGAGAAGCUGCAGUGGACAAUCAAACACGGCGAGAGGGCUCUGGCACCAUCGAGACGGCCCACCAACCUGCUCUUGUCGCAUAAGCGGAAUAUAGUCAUCUAUGAGCCGCUGGGAGUCGUCGCCGCCUUGGUUAGCUGGAACUAUCCUUUCCAUAAUCUCUUGGCCCCAAUAAUCUCGGCCAUCUUUGCCGGCAAUGGCAUAUUGACCAAGGCUUCCGAGCAGACAGCUUGGAGUGCACACUAUUUCGCUAGCAUUGCACGGGGAGCGCUCGUAGCCCAUGGUCACGAUCCUGGCUUGAUACAGACAAUAGUGUGCUGGCCCCAGACAGCCGCCUACAUCACCAGUCACCCGGCUAUAUCGCACAUUACCUUUAUAGGCUCUCAGGCAGUAGCUCAGAAGGUAGCUGCCUCAGCAGCCAAGGCCUUGAUACCUGUCUGCGCCGAACUCGGCGGCAAGGACCAUUUCAUCCUGUUACAAUCCGCCCUCCCAAAUGUCAAAUCCAUCGUUGAGGUGCUCCUCCGCGCCACCUUUCAGUCAAGCGGACAGAACUGCAUCGGCGCCGAGCGGGUUAUUGCCGCCCCAGCCGUCUACGAUCAGUUAAUUCCACUCCUUACAGACCGCGUCAAGGACCUCCGUCUCGGCCCGGAUGGAGAUAUGGGUGCCAUGAUCUCCGACUCGUCUUUUGCCAAGCUCGAGUCUCUCAUCGGCGAUGCCAUCCUCCACGGAGCACAUGUACUUGCUGGCGCAAAACGGCAUAUACAUCCCGACUGCCCCAGAGGCCAUUACUUUUUACCCACUCUCAUCGUAGACGUCACUCCUGAGAUGGAAAUUGCCAAUGAGGAGUGCUUCGGCCCCAUUCUGAUCCUAAUGAGAGCCGAAAAUGGCAACUUCUCCUCGCCCGAGGCAGAGGCAGAGGCAAUACUGAAGAUGGCGAACGCCCCCAACUUCGGGCUCGGCAGCUCCGUCUUCGGCCGCGACUCCGAUCCUGUCCUCAAGGCUGUCGUCCGUGGUCUCAAGGCCGGCAUGGUGGCCGUGAAUGACUUUGCCACAUACUACGCAGCGCAGAUGCCGUUCGGGGGCGUCGGAGGCUCCGGUUACGGCCGUUUUGCCGGCGAGGAGGGGCUCAGGGGUGUCUGUAACGUCAAGAGUAUAUACGAGGACCGUUUUGGCUGGCUGGGCAUCAGGACGGGCAUACCACCAGCCAUCCGCUACCCGGUUAGGAGCCAGCACCGCAGCUGGCAAUUUGCCAAGGGCGUUGUGGAGCUCGGUUAUGGCAUUAGCACGGCGAGGAAGGGGAAGGGGCUACUAGAAAUAAUAAAGAACAGCUAGUCGCCAGGGCGCAGAAGUGGCCAGAGGCGGGCAAAGCUGUAAUAGGUGAAGUAGGUAUAU